AUGAAACUACCCCGGCCUCCAUCAACCCAUUUCGUGAUUGCGUGUGUCGGCCGAGACGUUCAAGCUACUGCUCGAUCAAGCUAUCCAUCGCGCCAAACACCAUUCAUACAGCCGUUCAGCACGUCUCCCUCUCUCUCGCAAAAGAAUCGCAUCUUCUCCCCGUUCCGCACCCCGCCUCAAUUCCAUGAUGCCCUCCGCCUCAUAUCCGCCAACAACACGCUACUUUUGACACUCUUUACCACGUCAACAUGCACCCCGUGCCGCACGAUAACCCCCUUACUCACCUCGCUCGUCGAGACGCGCCCUCCCUCCCCGGAGGACAAGUACGCGCACCUCGCGUUUGCAGAGCUCGAGCUCGACUCGCCCGACAUGAGUAAUGGCAAGAUGCUCGACCUUGGGGUGGAAUACGGAGUCACCAGCAUGCCGACGCUGAUCGGAUUUGGUGGCAGAAGAGCGGAAAGAGUCACGGACCGGAUGGUCGACACGAGGAUGUUAAGCAAUGAAGGGGCUAUGGCGAGGUGGCUCGACGAGCAGAUGAAGAAGGGCGAUCCGUUCCCUGGUCAAGGGGGUGCUGGAGGGUUCUUGAGCAAGAUAUUCGGAUCGUGA
Cladophialophora yegresii CBS 114405 is the source of this 606-nucleotide messenger RNA. RefSeq lists its product as uncharacterized. The coding region runs from base 1 to 606 and encodes 201 amino acids. The transcript has a single exon. The record is from RefSeq and is a predicted model, not a curated record. Lineage: Eukaryota; Fungi; Ascomycota; Eurotiomycetes; Chaetothyriales; Herpotrichiellaceae.